This is a messenger RNA of Aegilops tauschii subsp. strangulata, 2104 nucleotides long. Its product is annotated as probable cinnamyl alcohol dehydrogenase 8D. Gene Ontology annotation, molecular function: zinc ion binding; oxidoreductase activity, acting on the CH-OH group of donors, NAD or NADP as acceptor. NCBI's taxonomy places the organism in Eukaryota, Viridiplantae, Streptophyta, Magnoliopsida, Poales, Poaceae. The record is from RefSeq and is a predicted model, not a curated record.
UAUCUACACAUUUUGUAUCAACUAUCAAUUAUCGAAUCGUAGUAGGAAAAAACAGAUGAAAUAUAGCGCGCCUGCUGGAGUGGCUCGGGCGCGCUUUAAUUUGCGACGGCCGCUGGAGCCAGCGCACCGCCGUGCGUAAAAGCUGGCUAAUCCGGCGCUGUAUUCUGAUUUUUAGCUUGCGCGGCUGUUGGAGAUAUUCUAAUAGGGGUACAUUUGGUAAGGCUGAAAUAAGUACGCGUGCCACUGCAUGAGAUGGUUUGAUGACGCUUUGGUCGGAAGGUGCAAACUUAUUUUGAGCGCACACGCACAGAUUGCUCAAUGAUCCGAUCGUCCUCACCUACCCACUCCACUACAUUGGCCUACAGCACUGCGUCUGUUAAAUCAUUCUUCACGGUUUAAAAAAAUGAACGGUCAAGUCGCCCCAUAUCCUUCAGCCAUUUCCAUUUGAGUGUUUAAAAACAAAAUUAAAACCCAUGCCCAUGAUGUGCUCGCCCGUCUAUUUAUUCUGAACUCCAUGAUGUAGCAUUGCUCUAUCAGAAAUACUAUCCUGGUUGAAAAAGAGAGAAAGAUAGAAAGGAAAAAGGUCCUGAACGAACGGCACGGCAGGAUCAAAGAACGAGCCAUGGCGCAGGAGAGUAAGCCGGCGCUCGGGUGGGCGGCCAGAGACGCCUCCGGUCUCCUCUCCCCCUACAGCUUCUCACGAAGGGUUCAGAAGGAGGACGAUGUGACGAUCAGGGUGCUCUUCUGCGGGAUCUGCCACACGGACCUGCACGUCGCCAAGAACGAGUGGGGCAACGCCAUGUACCCCAUUGUUCCAGGGCAUGAGAUCGUCGGCGUCGUCACCGGCGUGGGCCGCGGCGUCCGGGGCUUCAAGGCCGGCGACAGGGUGGGCGUGGGCUCCUUCGUCGGCUCCUGCCGCGCGUGCGAGAGCUGCGUCAAGGGGUACGAGAACAACUGCCCCGCCCUCCUGCUCACCUGCAACGGCGUGGACUGCGACGGCGCCACCACUCAGGGGGGAUUCGCCGACGUCCUCGUCGUCAACCAGGACUACGUCCUCCGCGUCCCGGAGGGCCUGCCACCGGCCGGGGCAGCGCCUCUCCUCUGCGCCGGCGUCACGGGGUACAGCCCCAUGGUGCAGUACGGCCUGAACGCGCCGGGGAUGCUCCUUGGCGUCGUCGGCCUGGGCGGCCUCGGCCACAUGGCCGUCAAGUUCGGCAAGGCGUUUGGGAUGACGGUCACCGUGAUCAGCUCGUCGCCGAGGAAGCGCGCGGAGGCGGUCGAGCGCCUCGGUGCCGACAACUUCCUGGUCAGACACGACGCCGAAGAGAUGAAGGCAGCGGCGGGCACGAUGGACGGCAUCAUCGACACGGUGUCGGCGGGGCACCAGCUGCUGCCGCUGCUGGAGCUGCUGAAGCCGAUGGGGCAGAUGGUGCUGGUGGGCGUGCCGACCGAGCCCAUGGUGCUGCCGGCCUCGGCCAUCGUCACGGGCGGGAAGCGCCUGGCCGGGAGCGGCGUGGGCAGCGUCCGCGACUGCCAGGCAAUGCUGGACUUCGCGGGGGAGCACGGCAUCGCCGCGGAUGUCGAGGUCGUCAAGAUGGAGUAUGUUAACACGGCCAUGGAGCGACUCGAGAGGAACGAUGUCAGGUACCGCUUCGUCAUCGACGUCGCUGGCAGCAUCGGCUGCGCCGCGGUUUAGCGUCAUGCAACAUGUGCGCUUGGCUCGGUUACUCACUAUGAAGCAGUCAUCGGCACGUGAAGUCAUAAUUUGGCUGUGUUGUGAUUUCAGUGAGUUGGUGCGUGGUCAGUGCUGUUUUUUUUUCUUCGGAUAAUGCCCUGCCUUUAGCAUGACGUUCUUAUACUAUAUACAAGUUCACCCCACUACCUUAUUUAUCUCAACAUGCACACAUGUCACAUUAUCACUGUGCCACUCAUCAACCCCACUACAUUUAUUUCUUUUAAUAAAACAUGCAUGCAUGAAAAUGCUACCUAUACUAGAGUCGUGCUAUAUCUCGGUUGACUCUUUGUCGAUGCUAUAUUUGUAAAAUCUUACAUCAAGAUUCAUGUAAUAUUUUUCUUAAGCUUAUUCUUUUCUUUCUUUCUUGCA